Xenopus laevis (African clawed frog) is the source of this 5644-nucleotide messenger RNA. RefSeq names its product PEAK1 related, kinase-activating pseudokinase 1 L homeolog (gene prag1.L). Lineage: Eukaryota; Metazoa; Chordata; Amphibia; Anura; Pipidae. The coding region runs from base 921 to 4475 and encodes 1184 amino acids. Gene Ontology annotation, cellular component: cytoplasm; nucleus; focal adhesion. The record is from RefSeq and is a predicted model, not a curated record. Gene Ontology annotation, molecular function: transferase activity; protein tyrosine kinase activity; kinase activity. The transcript has 5 exons.
ACCAAACGACCAAUCUCCAUGGGACGAAAAAUGUCGGGACUCUCCACACAGGGUCCAGAAAUCAGAUAUUUGCGUCUAUGGCCAUCUUAAAGUUUGUUUCAUUGUAAAUCUAUGGAUUCUGGAAUUUUAAGUCCCUCAACUGUCCAUAGUGGAGCACUGAUUGUUUUGAAAGCAAAGAAACUUGAAGUCCCAAAGUCUGGUCUGUUGUUUCACAAUGGAACCAGGUGAUGGUGGGGGGGGGGUAUAUAACACUGUCAGCCUAAGGGAAGUGGGUAAAUGAUCUCUGUGAACAAAGAGAGAAUUUUAUGGUUUUCCUUCAGUCUGUGAAAUGAGUAUGUCUGUAUAUUUAUUUCUGGAAGGUCAGAGUGUGCUUGAGCCUUUUCUACAUAAGUCCAAUUUAAUGAGCUCACAUUAAAGAGGCGGGUAUAAUCUCCCAUUAAACUAUUGCUGGGAUAAUUAUUUAUAUUGAAGUUGUUGUAACAAUGUACAGCACUUGAGUUACUAAUGUCAAGUAAAAUUCAUGGAAUUGUUCCUAUAAAAAUCCCUUAACACUGUUCUAUGGCAACAUUUUGGAAAAGAUCGGUCACCCAGUAAAAGGUGGUGAUAUAAGAAGUUUCAAGUGUUUAAGCUAUUACUGUUAGAAUUAUGUUGUUUCUUACAAGAAUGACAUCAAAGGCAAUCCUCCAUUUUAACAAUUCAGUGUGCACUGAUUUGCCAUUACAUGACAAAAUGGAAGCUGUCUUUCUCCUUUAGGAUUUGAAAGAGAUGUCGGGUAAAGGUCAGAUGUGGAACUAAAUCCUGUUUGCCACAAUCAUUUGUUGAAAGGCAAGCUGAAAUGGAAAAGUAAACUGAACUAUUAAAAUUGACUUUCCUCUUAUUUCAACACUGAAUAGUAACUUGAAAAAAAAGUUAGUUGGAAGAUGUCUCAAACAAGCAAUUCUUUUCUGAAAUCUGGGGAUAUUUCUAAGUCAGUCCUUGAUAAUUUCAGCAAUUCCUUCAAUCAGAAGUUCACUGCUUUCAAUGACAAUACUCCCAAUUAUGUUUUUAAUGGACUUAAGAGCCCUGACAGGAAGAUGGGCAUAAAUGCUGUGAACAACCUAACCUAUGUGAGCCACUUUAGUGGUCAGUCAGAUAAAGCAACAUUUAUUAAGGAAAAAUUGCCUUCUACCUUCGAACAAACUGCUAAUGGAAACCUUGUUAAUGGAGACACAAAGAAAUUAAGCUGCAUUCAGGAAGAAUCCACUUUACUUUCUUUAAAGAGCAGCAGUGGUUGCUCCUCUGGAACUCUGUCCUCUACAGACAGGACCACUCCACCUGGAACUUUACUUACAAGAGGCACUUCAUUGUCCCAGAGCACUGGUAGGUCUGGAAUGGGACUGUGUAAUUUGGAUAACCCAACACCUAUAAAGCCUACUAGAAAAUUUCAAGACAAAAACAGCUUAAAAAGCUUAGAGCUGGGUUCUAGUAAGAACCAGAAUUGCAGCAAUCUAAAAGUAACACUUCAUUCUGAGUCAGAUGCCCUGACAAACAAUUUGUCAUGUACCUUUACAAGAGACAACCCUCUUGGAUCACCUCCAUACAAAGAUUCCCAGACUUCUGAGUUUCACUUAGCUAUGGAUUGCAGGAAGAAUCUGGUAAAACACUCCCAGCAACUCACAUGCCAAGAGGAUCAUCUACAGUUCCAAGCUGAAGGAAGUAAUGGUGAACCCAUUUAUGCAGAGAGCACAAAAAGGAAAGGAGUUUUAAGUAGGUUGGAGAUCAAGCCACAAGCUCAAAGGAAUACUGCAAAAAAUGUUAUACCCCCAAACAGUCCUAUUUGCGAGGAAAAGCAAGAGAUUACUACAACACAGGUUGCUGCUAAAAUCACAGUGAUGGCAGCUCAUACAGAAGAAGAUAAUAGAACGAUAUUUCUUAGCAGUCCAGAUUCAGCAGUUGGAGUUCAGUGGACAUGUAGCAGCCCAUCAUCUUCUUCAGAAAAUUCAAAUAUGUCACCAUUUGUAUGGGGAGAACGAAUCCAAGGAAGACAAGAAUUCAAAACUGCUGAGUUAAAUAAAAGGUAUUGUGGUCCUUCAGUUCCUAAAAGCCAAGGGAAUAGCAGUACUGUUGUGUCUUCCAUUCUGAUAAAACCAGAUGAGUGUUCUAGCUUGAAACUCUCCUCACCAACACAAACUGCUGGAAUUGUACAUUUGUCUUCUCAAAAAAAGGAAUCGCCUGAGGUAAAUGAAAGGUGUCUGCAAUCUACAGAGCGAAGGCACAGGUACUAUCAGGCACAGUGGAGCAGGCAGUGUAAAAUUGAUGAGGAAGAAGAGGAGGAAGUAUCAGUCUCCCAAACUUCAAGGAUAAAUGUGGUCAGCAAUGGACAACUAACAAAGUCAAGUUUUAAUUAUGAGGAAAAAUCAAGUGUGGAAGAGCAGAAAUCAAGGAAAGGCAUGAGUAAAUCUGCUUCCUGUCCUGUAGAACUGUCUAAAGCAAACCACGAAAAAGAUACCAGCCAGCCUCCCCCUCCUCCACCUAAGAAACAGACACGGCAUCUUGUGAAACUAAACAAGAGUAGCACUGAUCUAGAGGUGGUGAGCCUUGGCUCAGUGGAGAGUCUGGGAGAAUCAUUUAAAGCCACACAUGUUUCAAACGUGAAUGUCAGCUUCAGCACCGGCUCCAUAGACAGCCUUGAUUCCAGAACGUGCAGUGAAGAAGGUCACUCUUAUGAAGUAGUGAAUUCACCUUCCGUUUCUCCUGGAGGCGAAAAGAAACAUUUCACAAAGAUCUUAUCUCUGGAUUCUGGGAAGGAUACUCAACAUGGAGCCAUUCAACCACCUCCUUUGCCUGUAAAGAAAUCAAUGAAUAGAGCUUCUUCAGUACCGGACAACUCUGCUUUGGGAAGGACUAAUCCUUCAAGAACUUUAAUUACCUCAAACAAUCCCCGAUACAAUAUUAGCCAGUCAGAAAACAAUGUAUGUGGAGAUAUAGCAACACAGUCCAGUUUACUUUUAAGUCCUGGAGAAAAACACGUCAUGUUUUCCUCCUCUGAAUCCCUAGAGAAAUGUUGCAAAGGUAGUGGUCACAGAAAUGAAAUAAGAAGCAGAAACUCUGUUCAGGGAAAAGGUCUUUCUUCUUCUCAGUUGAGCGUUUCUAGUCAUAUUUCCUCAGGAUCCAGCCUUCAGCUCCACCACCUGCUGAGUAACAUUGACAGCAAAGAGGGAAUGUAUGGCAAGCUUAGUGGACUUUAUGCUCAAUCCAUGCGCCGCUUAGUGAACAAAUGUGAAGACCAUUUUAUGAGGGAACAAAAACAAGAACUCCAUUUCAAUGAAAACAACUGGUCACUCUUCAAGUUAACGAGUAACAAACCAUGCUGUAUUGCUGGGGAUGCCAUUUAUUAUUGUGUCACAUGUUCAAAAGAUCCAAAUAACAACUAUUCUGUAAAGAUGUGCAAGGCUGAGGAUGCAAAAGCUCCAUCAAGUCUGUCACUCCCAGUCCACUUUAACAUACAGCAGGAAUGUGGAAGUUUUGUGGCCACCGUUCCAUUAAGUAUGUUAAAUCCACCCGACAUACCCAAGGGCCCUUCUUCUAAUGAGAGUUCUCAGACUGUGGGUCCAGCUAGUGAGCAGGAGUGUGUGGUGGUGAUCACCAGAGAGGUUCCCUACCUCACCUCUGCAGAAUUUGUAGAUGAGUCUGUGUCUGCCCACCAACUGCAGCCUGAUGUGUAUGAACGUCAGGUUUGCCUUCUCUUGCUCCAGCUCUGUAAUGGUUUGGAGCAUCUAAAGGAACAUGGCAUUAUCCAUAGAGAUCUGUGCUUGGAAAAUCUCUUGCUCGUUCAUCGGCAGACUUCUGCUGAAAAGAUCAAAGAUGUAAAAUAUGUUCCUAGGCUUAUUGUUAGUAAUUUUUCCAAAGCCAAACAAAGACCUGGCUGUGAGGAGUCCAAGCCGAUGAGAGAUAAAACAAGACUGGCACCUGAAAUUAUGGCAGCUUCCCAAUAUAAAAAAUUUGAUGAGUUUCAGACAGGAAUACUUAUUUAUGAACUACUCCAUCAACCCAAUCCAUUUGAGGUCCGCACAAGCCUUCAUGAACAUGAUUACAGCCAGAAAGACUUGCCAUCACUUCCAGCUCUGUCUGUUUAUUCUCGCGGGCUUCAGCACCUUGCUCACUUGCUGCUUGAAGCUGAUCCAAUUAAACGGAUUCGUAUUUCGGAGGCUAAACGAAUACUUCAAUGCCUCUUGUGGGGUCCAAGAAAAGACUUGACAGAUCAACCCUUUAGCCAUGAGGAAGCUUUCCACUGUGCUCUUCAAAAUUGGAUUGACAUGAAACGUGCUCUUCUGAUGAUGAAGUUCGCUGAGCAGGCCCUUGAGCCCCAGCAAAAUAUUUCAUUGGAGGACUGGCUCUGCUGCCAGUACUUAGCAUCAGCAGAUCCAUGUUAUCUGUAUAAAACACUUAAACUCAUUAAGUUAAUUGCAACUGUGUCCUCCAGUGACAAAAUUUAAAUAAACCUGGGCAGCAAACCUGAUAAAAUUUUCCCUUUUGCCACUGGAAGGGUGGGUUAUACAAACAAUUCUUUGCACAACGCUGGCAUUAAAGAGGUUAUCACUGAUGAACCCCAUCAGAAAAUUAACACACAUCUCCUUAACUUUGCAUAACUAUUGUUUGUUCUUCAGAUAAUCAUUAACACUUCUUGGUUGCUCAAGAAUUUAUCCCCAUUGUUCUGAAAAAAAAUGUCGUUGUCAAGUAGGAUCACUGAAACUUUCAGUGUCCAGAGCUGCUGCAGUUUAAAUUAGAAUACAUAUACAUCUGUAUUAACCACAAACAAACCUGUUGGCAGUCUUUCCUUGUAACUCCACUUACUGGUUUGUAAUUUAAAAGCUAUUUAAAAGAUGUUAAGAUGUUGAAAGCUUACUUACUAUCACUAUUCUUAGCAUAUUGUUUUGUAGUGUGUUUACCAGACAACAAGCCUUCAGUUGUUUUCAUAGUCACCCAAAAGUACAGGUGCUGCAUUUUCUUUAGGAAUGUAAAUUAGACUGUGGCCGUAAUUUUUUUCCCUCCUUUAGACUAACGGCUUUUAGAUUAGUGCAGGUAUUCAUUUCAAUACACAGGAUAUGUAUAGUAAUAAAACUUGUUUUGUGUUCAGGGAGUUACAAAAAGCCCCACCAACACAUAAUAAGAAGCUCUUUACUUGAUUCAUAGCUACAUAUAAAAUCUGUUUCAAAAAAGAAUUUUCCCGCACAGCUUGAUUGAUUUAGACUUAUGCUUUAAAUCAGGGAUCUGCAACCUGGGGCUCUUAAACUGUAGCUUAUCUUUAUCACCCAGCAUCCAAUAUGUUAGCAGAUAUUACUGGGAGUUGCAGUUAGGCAACAGCUGGAGAACCCCCUGGUUUUUAGAUCUUUAGUAUAAUGUGUAAAUAUGUUUUGCUUUGUACAUUGUAGAUGUGUAUAUGCUUGUGUAUAUAUAAAUAUAUUGUGUAUUUUUCUGUCUAAGGGACUAAAACACAUUGCAGAGCAAUGAUAUACAGUGUCUACUUGGACAAUUUAGGUUUAAAAUGUUUACAAAACAAUUUCAAAAGUACUUAACUUGAGAUGCAAGAAAGUUGAGAAAGAACUCUUUUUUUUUGUACUUCAGAAUACUGAAUUUUGUAAAAAAUAAAAUUAAAAAAUGCUAA